AUGUGUUCUCUUAGAGGGAUACGAAUAUUCCUUUCAUUCAUUCUAGUUCUUCUCAACAUUCCAACCAAUGUCCGAUGGGCAAAGAAUGGGAUAACCAUUGCUGGAGGCAAUGGUUCUGGAAAUGCACUUAAUCAACUCUGUCACCGUUACGGCCUAUGUGCGGAUGAAGAUCAAACGAUAAUUAUCGUUGACUAUCGAAAUCUUCGUAUUGUAGAAUGGAAGUUGGGCGCAACAAGUGGUCAGAUUGUAGCUGGUGGAAAUGGACUUGGAAUUCGAACUGAUCAGUUAAAUUUCCCAACAGAUGUGAUUAUCGACAAACAGACAGAUAGUCUCAUCAUCUGCGAUUACAAGAAUCGACGAGUAAUGCGAUGGUCUCGUCAAAAUGGCCAAACAAGUGGAGAAGUCAUCAUCGAAAACAUCUCCCGUGCCGGAAUGACCAUGGACGAUCAGAGAUUUCUUUAUAUCUCUGACAUGGAAAAAGAUGAAGUGAGACGGUACCGUAUGGGAGAUAUACAAAACAUAGUAGUGGUAGACGGAAAUGGAAAUGGUAAUCGUCUUAAUCAACUGAAUCUUCCAACUUAUCUCUUUGUCGAUCGAGACCAAUCUGUGUACGUCUCGGACACAUCGAAUCAUCGCGUAAUGAAAUGGAUAAAAUGUGGAACAGAAGGAAUUAUUGUAGCUGGUGGUGGAGGUCAAGGAAGUGGUCUGAUACAACUGAAUUGUCCUCAAGGAUUGUUCGUCGAUUCGAUGCAAACCCUCCAUGUAGCAGAUUGGGAGAAUCCUCGAGUGAUGCGCUGGUACAAGGAAAUGACACAAGGGGACGUCCUUGUUGGUGGAUAUGGUCGAGGAGGGUAA
Molecule: messenger RNA, 855 nt
Organism: Rotaria sp. Silwood2
Lineage: Eukaryota; Metazoa; Rotifera; Eurotatoria; Philodinida; Philodinidae
Source: the annotation of a GenBank genome assembly